AUGAUAACCAGCAUCCCUGCCCCUCUUGCCGGCCGCGUUGCCAUCGUUACUGGAGGCUCUCGGGGGAUAGGAGCAGCUGUGGCAAUUGACUUUGCACGAAAGGGCUGUUCGCACAUUGCCAUCACUUACUUGGGCAACAUCGACGCCGCCAACCAAGUGGUCUCAUCCAUCCGUGACAUAUCGUCCGACAUCAAAACGGCACUUAUCAAAGCGGAUGUUACGUCGGAAACGUUCGGGCCGGAUGUGGUCAAAGCAACACUUACCUCCCUUGCCGUGGACCAUAUUGACAUCGUCGUCUCGAAUGCGGCUUUAACCGAUAUGAACACGCUCCAGAAUAUCGAAACUCACACUAAGGAGGCCUUCGAUCGGUUCAUGACAGCAAACGUCUGGACUCCGCUCCAAUUAUCGCUCGCUGCCAUUCCGCAUAUCCCAAGGGGGGGAAGAAUCAUCACCAUCUCCAGUGUCGCCAGCAAGCGGCCAAACGCCGACCCAUUGGUGAUAUUGGGCGCGACAAAAGCAGCAUCGGACUCAAUCACACGCGCCCUCGCAGCCAAGUUCCCGCGUCAGACAGGCAUCACGAUCAACAGCAUCGCUGUCGGCCCGACAAAUACCGAUGCCAUACGUCUGGGCAUGGCAAAGUUACCCAAAGAGUGGGCACAAGCGUUGUACGAGAGAGCCACAGCGGAAAAACGCAUCGCGGAGGUUGAUGAUAUUACCGGUGUGGUUAGUUGGGUGGCUGGUCCGGAUAGCAAGUGGGUGAAUGGCAACUUUGUACCUUGCAGCGGUGGGAGUAUGUUGGAGCUACAGGGUUGA
Molecule: messenger RNA, 813 nt
Organism: Fonsecaea multimorphosa CBS 102226
Lineage: Eukaryota; Fungi; Ascomycota; Eurotiomycetes; Chaetothyriales; Herpotrichiellaceae
Exons: 2
Coding region: 1-813 (270 amino acids)
Source: RefSeq, a predicted model, not a curated record